AUGGUUACAACGCAUCUCAAGUACCAGCCGAAUGGCACGGAUGGCUUCAUUUUUAUCACUGAUCACACUGGCGACGAGCUGUUGAGUCAAAAACCAGAGAGUUAUGCGAUUGGGCAUAGAGAGAACUUCUCUGGAGAAGGUGAUGCAUACAUUUACCAUUCUAAAAGACAUACCUUGAACCCGGGGCAAAAGAUCUGGACUCGGUACCAACCAUGGGUUCCCACCAAAACCAAGUAA
Eruca vesicaria subsp. sativa (arugula) is the source of this 237-nucleotide messenger RNA. Lineage: Eukaryota; Viridiplantae; Streptophyta; Magnoliopsida; Brassicales; Brassicaceae. The record is from the annotation of a GenBank genome assembly.